This is a messenger RNA of Paramecium tetraurelia, 1089 nucleotides long. RefSeq lists its product as uncharacterized. Gene Ontology annotation, cellular component: autophagosome; cytoplasm. NCBI's taxonomy places the organism in Eukaryota, Ciliophora, Oligohymenophorea, Peniculida, Parameciidae. The transcript has 3 exons. Gene Ontology annotation, biological process: autophagosome organization; peptidyl-serine phosphorylation; autophagy. The record is from RefSeq and is a predicted model, not a curated record. Gene Ontology annotation, molecular function: calcium ion binding; protein serine/threonine kinase activity; ATP binding.
AUGAUAAAAAUAUAAAACAAGUAUAGCUACUCAUAACAAGAUCUCAUCGGAGAAGGUGCGUAUUCUAAGGUCUAUAAAGGUUUAUUCGAUAAAACAAAUGAAUGCGUUGCUGUUAAAGUAAUUGAUUGGAGUAGAGUAAAGGAUAAAUACUAUAUCUCUGGGUUUUAGAGAGAAGUUCGAAUAAUGAGAGAUCUCGACCAUGAAAAUAUAGUUAAAAUAAUUGAUAUGAUUCAUGACCCCAGUUAGAAUAGAGAAUAUCUAAUAAUGGAAUAUUGCGAUAGUUAAAACCUCGCAAACUUCAUCUAUCAAUCUGGAGGAGUUCUAAAUGAGAAUGUCUCGAAAAUAGUAUUGUAGUAAUUAUUGACGGCUCUAAACGAAUUAAUCAAAAAGGACUACUUACACAGAGACAUCAAACCUGAAAAUAUCUUGAUUCACUAAAGGACUUUGAAAUUGGCAGACUUUGGAUUCUCAGUAAAGGCCGAUUAUUCGGGCAAUCAACUUUUUAGAGAAAAUGUAGGAACACCAUUGUAUAUGGCUCCAUAAAUACUUGAAAAUAAACACUAUUCGGUGAAAAGUGACAUUUGGAGUAUAGGAGUCAUGGCAUAUUAAAUGUUAACUGGAGACCACCCUUGGGUAGCAGACGAUCCAGCACAACUUUUAAAAUCCAUAAAAUCUCAAAAAUUAUAAUUUCCUUCACAUAUUCCAAUCUCAGAAGACUUCAAAGAAUUUAUAAAAAAUUGCUUGUAAUAUGAUGAAAAAGAUCGAUAUAAUUGGGAUGAUUUAAUCGAACAUAAAAUAUUUAAAACUAAAUAUGUUAUUUAAAAGAAUUACACCAAAAUUGAAUAACUCUAAGGAGCAAUUAAUUAAAUAAGAUAAGUUCAGAAAAGAAGAGGCACUCCAUUAGAACAAUUAUUUAAUAAUUUAGAUAUGGACGGUGACAAGAAGCUUGCAUUCGAAGAAUUUCAAGUUUUAUUACUUUAUGUGGACAAUCUUAUGGAAAUCAAUAUUUAAAAAGGAAUCUUUUACAGAUACAACGUUAGCAAAAAUAACUUACUUAAUUUUAACGAGUUUAGCAGGAUAUUUUGUUGA